ACGCACGACCGGUGAAACGAUGAAACCUGCAAUUCAUACAUUCAACAUUUCCGUUCCAGCUUCCCAUAUAGUACAUAUCGUAAUACUCGAGGACAGGAAAGAAGACUGCACUAUAACUAUCGCUGCCGAUUGCAAUGCCCGAUUGCACUGCUGAUUUGUAGCGUUAUUAUAAGGGGGCUGAGUCGCGUCCCGCGCCAGGUGUGUAUGCGCCGUCACGGUGAUCCGAGCUGCAUCUAUGGAUCGCUUCAAUGGAUGCUUUCAAAUCCAGUUUUAAGAACAGAUUGAUUACCACAGGCUCUACUGCCCAACAGCCAAAGUCAGAGAAGGAAGCUUCCCCGGAGGUACCACUGAGCCUGGAGGAUGGCAUUGCAGCCGUCCCGGCUUCAGCACCGGCGGUGUCUGGAUACUGCACGGCUGUGUUUGACUACGAAGCCAGUGCGGACGAUGAGCUUAGCCUGCGCAAGGGGGACGUGGUGGAAAUACUGUCGAAAGAUUCACUAGUAUCGGGUGAUGAAGGAUGGUGGACAGGGGCGAUAGAGGAUCGGGUGGGGAUUUUCCCCAGUAACUACGUCUGUAGUGGCAAUGGCAUCCCUGAAAAGAUACGGGAUACCGCUGUGGAGGAUUAUCCCGACAUAUCAAUGCCACCGUUGCAUCUGCUGGAAAUCGACUUCUCAGAGCUGGCCCUCGAGGAGAUCAUUGGAGUUGGGGGUUUUGGGAAAGUGUACCGAGCACUAUGGAGGGGCACGGAGGUGGCGGUGAAGGCGGCACGGCGGGACCCCGAUGAAGAAGUCGGUCAGACGGUAGAGAGCGUGCGCCAAGAGGCCAAGCUGUUUGCCAUGCUUCACCACCCAAACAUCAUGGGCUUGGUGGGGGUCUGCCUGCUGGAGCCCAACCUCUGCCUCGUGAUGGAGUUUGCUCGUGGGGGUUCCCUCAACAGAGCUCUGUCGGGCAAGCGCAUCCCCCCCCACACGCUGGUGGACUGGGCCGUACAGAUCGCCCGCGCUAUGAACUACCUGCACUGCCAGGCCAUUGUCCCAAUUAUACACAGGGACCUCAAGUCCAGCAACAUACUGAUUCUGGAAAAAGUGGAAAAAGAUGACUUGACCAAUAAGACCUUGAAGAUCACAGACUUCGGCUUGGCGCGCGAAUGGCAUCGCACCACGAAGAUGAGCGCUGCCGGCACCUACGCUUGGAUGGCCCCCGAGGUCAUCCGCUCCUCCACCUUUUCCAAGGGCAGCGACGUAUGGAGUUAUGGGGUGCUGCUCUGGGAGCUGUUAACUGGUGAAGUGCCGUUUCGAGGGAUAGAUGGUCUAGCCGUGGCUUACGGCGUGGCCAUGAACAAACUGGCACUGCCAAUCCCCUCCACCUGUCCUGAACCCUUUGCCCGCCUUAUGGAGGAUUGUUGGAAUCCAGACCCCCAUUCUCGCCCUCCGUUCACCAGUAUCUUGGACCAGUUGACAGCCAUUGAGGAAUCUGGAUUCUUUGAGAUGCCUGUUGAGUCAUUCCAUUCACUUCAGGAUGACUGGAAGCUGGAGGUCCAGGAGAUGUUUGACCAGCUGAGGGCUAAGGAGAAGGAGCUGCGAUCGUGGGAGGAGGAGUUGAGCCGAGCCGCACUGCAGCAGAAGUGCCAGGAGGAGGCACUGCGGAAGAGAGAACAGGAACUGGCAGAGCGCGAAAUUCACAUCCUGGAACGGGAGCUCAAUAUCAUCAUCCACCAGCUCUACCAGGAGAAGCCGCGGGUGGAGAGCCGGCAGGGCAAAUUCCGGCGGAGCCGCCUGAAGCUGAGGGACGGGAAUCGUAUAAGUCUGCCUUCAGAUUUCCAGCAUAAAAUCACAGUGCAGGCAUCACCCACGUUGGAUCACCGGCGGAGUUUAAUCAGCAGCAGCUCCAGCCCUCCUACCAGCCCUCCACUGCUGCCCCGCCUACGGGCAAUACAGCUUACCCCUGCAAACAGUCAUAAGGCGAGGGGGCGGGGUUCCGCUUUUCAGCCAGAUGAGGAUGACGAGAAGAAAGGUCCACGAAGGAAGAGCCGCGCUUGGAGUGAAAAGACUACAUCAGAGGGCAACAGGCAGAGGUCCAGCAGUGCCCCAAACCUGCGAAGGUCACCCCGGCAUAGUCCUGCUGUACCAGGGGUUCCCAGUUUGGCAGAAAUGGAAAAUGAAGACGUCUGUUUCACCUCGGAGACCGUGGAAUCUUCCAGCGGUUCCUACCUUUGCAUCCCCUUCCACAGGGAAGGACACAUUUCACACAGUAAUAAUGUGGACCAAGGAACCACAGCCCAAGCCCCCGACAUUUGCUCCGGUUCUGCGAGGCGAAGCCCAAGCGGGGCGCGCCGGACAGAUCUGGUGCUGCUGGGCUGUGGUGCCGUAUUAGCUUCCGUGGGGCUGGGCUUCGACCUCAUGGAACUUGGCAGGCCGGAGGAGAGUAGCAAGCCACGCUGGGAGGGCUUCUUUCACCGUGCCGGGGGCCAGCGACGGAGUACCAGCCCCCCCACGCGGAAGCUGUUUCGCUGGGAGAGUCCACUAAAGCCCCCAGCCCCGCUGCAAAUUCAGGCCUUUCCUAACUCCCUGACGUUGUUGUCCCUGUCUUCUGUUUCUGACUGCAACUCCACCCGCUCCCUGUUACGUUCGGACAGCGAGGAGCUGUUGGUCUACAGGCCUGCAUCCCCUCAGCCUGAGGCCUGCCUCGCUCAAGCUGUUCCACUCAAUCCUCUAGUUAACACUCAACUCGAAAGCUUCAAGCGACACCCCCGACAGUCACUCACCCCAACGCACAUCCCCUUUACCCCCAGCGAUUUGCACAGUUUGCACCGAACUCCGUCGGAUGGAGCUAUCAAGAGAGGAUGCCCUGCAAUUAAUCAUCAACCACGGCCUAUAGAGGAGAUCCCAGAAACUACAGAUGGAAGCACGAAAGGCAUAAGACCCAAUGAUGCUGAGGUCCCCCGCCUGCCAGACCCAAAUGUGGUUUUCCCUCCCACGCCACGUCGUCGCUGUCCCCCCGAGAGACCCAAAACUUUAGAUUUCCUGGCUCGACCUCGCCCUUUACCUCGAGCCCGCUUCGAGUUCUGCCGCGGGGACUCCGCUGAUGGCCACGACAGAGGAGGUAGACUCAGCACCGGAGAGUCCCCCAGCCACACCUAUAGUGCCGAGUCCCCCACAGCUUUGAGGUCUGAAGGGGUUGUAACGGUCCUCCCCACCCCCAUGGAAGCCCCAACGCCAUGUUCAUCACGGAAGUGCAGUAGUCUGCUCGACCAACGAGACGAGGGCCAGCGGCAGGAUGAGACACGCCCCCUCUGCGUGCCCGAGUCCGAGGUGUCCAACGGCUCCCCCUACAGGUCGCAGCUAGGUUUCUGGUCCUAACUCAGUCCCAGCCCUUCUGAACUUGCUUGUAUCAACUUCUCAUAAAAUAACCUACCUUGGGAAGGAGAGAAGGAAAAGGACAUUAUAUUUUUGAAUGUUCCUUCAUAAGCUUACAUAUAUGGACCAUGCUAUGACACUACAAACUGUUAAAUUGACAUUUUGCUGCUUUUGUUUUAUAACAGAGGUGCAAAAAUGACUCUCCCCUUAGAUAUAAUUUUUGUUCCUAAGUAAUAUCAAUCCUAUGUUCAUCUUCUGUGGUUUGUAUGGUGCUAAUUUAUGGUGUUCAUUUCUUGAUGUUUCAGUGGGUAACAGGCACAUAUCUGAAACGUUAAAGAACAAGCAGCUGGGAGCAAGAUAUUCGGAAAAUACUUUAACUAGUUUGUUAAGCUUUUCUGUUUGUACAACAGCUCCCUUAAACGUGGUUCAUGAACUAGAUCAUGAAUGUGAAAUGUGAUUCAUAUGAAGUGCUUGGGUUUGGAGCGAAAUGAGGCAAGUGUUUUUUUUUGCCUGCAAACCUCAUAACUCCAUUACACUGGCAAAGCUCUGUAUGUCACACAUAUGAAUGUGAGUAUAUUUUACCUCUUAUGUCAUUAGUAUGAGCAAGGACAUUUAAAUGCAGGAUCCGGUAUAUGAAUGUUAUCACGGCUGCUAUAAUACGAUCUUCAGUUUUAUUCUGUAUUCUACUCUGCGUACUGUUCCCUGUGUAUUGUAUAUGUCUGCAUUUUAGCAAAUGUUCUUUUACAGAGUAUAGAACCGGUGGGCACAUUAAUGCAGGGGCGCCAUAAGGCGGGAGAAAAUUAGGACGAUUCCAAGGGCCCCUGAGUGACAGGGGGCCUAGGAAAUUUGAAAAAUAACUGGAUUUGUCUGGACUGGGGGGCCCAAUAUGAUAUGCCUACAUGGGGCCCAAAAUUUUUAGCAAUGUCCCUGUAUCAAUGGGAUAUUAAAAUAUACGUACGGAAUUCCACAUUCAUUUCUAUAUAGAGUUUAGAAUUUCAACAAAGAGCAUGUGGCCCAAAUUACAAUGUAGGAAAUCCCAAAGAUUUAUUUAAAAAGCUGUAAAAAGGGUCAGAGCAGGGGUUCGAAAUUCCAGUCCUCACACGCAGUGUUAUCAUAUCAGCUGAACUCUGAAUGUAUUCACCCCUUUUAAAGAUGCGUAUAAAAGGAACGUUUAUUGAGUAAAGAUAAAUCUGUAGAUUUCAUGUAAAUCAUUAGUAGAUCUGAGCCCUUGCAGAGUUAAGAAUGAAGAACUGAUUCAUUGCAUCUUACUUAAAACACUGUAAUAAGUUUCAAAUUUCAGGAGUCUGAGGUAAAGGGAAAAUCAUUUAAUAUCAUUAUAUUGUAAAGAUAUGAAGUUGUUUUCAUUUUUAAUAUUCCACAGAUUUGGUUAUGAAAGGUGUUGAAGUGUUUUGCAUCACAAGAUUAAUUCGAUCAUCGGGGGGGUACUAGAGUUGCCAGGUUUCCCAGUCUGUCGAAUUGUAGAUAUCUUCUCAGUAGGUAGCAGUUGUAUAAAUUCAAGUAUUUAACAUUGUAGCUCAGCAUGCAUCUUAUUUAAAGAACAGUGAAAACAGGCCCUGGAGGCAUGUCUUUUUACUGGUUUAAUAUUUAUUUAUUAAAUAUUUGUAUUUAUUUUCUGAUUUGCUUUAAACUGUAUUUGAUUACUUUUAUGGAAAUGUUCGGAUAUUCAAAAUAUUGUCAGAAAAGUGUUAAAUACAGUGCUCUUGGAAUCUUAGGAUUCUUCUUAUCAUUUGCAGGAUUCCUAUUGCGAUAGGGAGUAGUGUCUUCCAGGUAGCUGCUAUUGUCCUUUGUUUCCAGACGCAUCCAAAGUGAACCUGUGGACAGGAGUUGGCAUUCUACCUUUGGUAUUUUGCAUUGUGAAGGCUAAGUAGCGUUUGAAGAAAAAUAUUGUAAUCUAAAUAAACAUUCAAAGAACAGAU
Messenger RNA from Paramormyrops kingsleyae, 5293 nucleotides. RefSeq names its product mitogen-activated protein kinase kinase kinase 9 (gene map3k9). The record is from RefSeq and is a predicted model, not a curated record. NCBI's taxonomy places the organism in Eukaryota, Metazoa, Chordata, Actinopteri, Osteoglossiformes, Mormyridae. Gene Ontology annotation, biological process: protein phosphorylation. Gene Ontology annotation, molecular function: protein binding; ATP binding; JUN kinase kinase kinase activity.